Molecule: messenger RNA, 3326 nt
Organism: Bolinopsis microptera
Lineage: Eukaryota; Metazoa; Ctenophora; Tentaculata; Lobata; Bolinopsidae
Product: glutamine-rich protein 2-like
Exons: 20
Coding region: 7-2565 (852 amino acids)
Source: RefSeq, a predicted model, not a curated record
CAAAUUAUGUUAGGGCCCAGGGAAAAUCAUGGUAUACAGCUGAAUGAGGAUCUCGUAAUGGGUACGAAGGUCGAACUUCACCAAUUUAUCGACCUUUCUGUCGACAUACACGAGCAGAAGUCGACAGUAAAUUUUGUGUAUCUAAACAGAGUCCUCCAUGAACUUGUGAAGCACCUUGGAAUCGGAAAUUUAGAGAUAUUAAUAGAAGAUGGUAAUGAUCGGCCACCUUCUCCUAAACAAACCGUUUCCUUGCCAAACGUUGCCUUGACUACUGAGCCUGAUUCGAAGCCAGUUGAGUCUACUAUGAGCGUUUUAUCGGAUUCAGAUAACCAAGUGAUAUCGGACUUGAAAGAUAAAGUUGAUGGACUGGAAAAGAAAAUAAGUGUUAUGGACGGAUUAGUGCCCGAUGAAACAAAGAUGCAACAUACGGAAUCAAUGAUUGGAGACAUGUGGAACUUUGUUAAUCUUGGCAAACGUGUUGAUGGUUGUGAAGACACCCUUGAAACGCACGCCAAACUGAUCGACGGAAUCCGGAAAGAAAUAAAGGACUUGAACUCUUACAAAUUUUAUCUGGACCAACUCAAGGAAAACUCAACUAUUGAUCUACGAGCUAUGAUUGACGGACUUAUCAGUGACAUGGGCGAGAAAACCAAAAAGAUUAACGGACUUACGGACAAAAUACGGGCUCUGGAAAACUCAAAACCGGACGAGGCACUGGCUCAAGAACUGGCAAAGAAGGUUGAAGGUUUGAUAAAACUCAAGGAUGAAAUUGAUGGCAAGAUGGCGGGGUUACCCACUCGGGCGGACAUCACAAACAUACAGGAAAACUACGUGUCAUGGAUCGGACUGGAUGAGAUUUUAAGGAACUACAAGCCACCACGAACCCCUGCUCCCCCCUCACGCGAGGGAAUUGCAGCUCUUCAAAAGGCUGACGAACUGGACCAAAAGACUGACGAUCUUGGAGACAAGAUUUCUGGACUGGAAAAGGAAGUUAUUGGAAAACUGGACAAGGACGAAUUUGCUGCAAGGAUCGAGGACGCUAUUAAACAGCGACCUCCUUCCUCGCGAACUGAACAGGCACGAAAACAUUUCACUGAGGCUCUUCAGGAUCUACAGGACCGCAUUGCUGCUCUUGAAGAAAUGGAAGAUGAGCAACAACCAAUAAACAUGAUUUCACCCCUGCCACGCAUCAACCACGCAUCUGCAUCUGCAUCACCGUUACCAAUGUUCCGGGAAGAUUUUAUCACAUCUCCAGUUCCACUCGCCAUACUUCCACCAAUUUCAAGGAGCCCUUCACGAUCGGCACUACUAAUGGAAAGCGUAAAAGAAAAUCAGAUUUUAUUAAAGAAAUCCCAACAGAGACUCCAAAAUGCUGAAUUCGGUGGUAAGGCUCUACCCGACGAUCUGAAGUCACAACUGGAACUUCUUCAAAAUGGAGUGAAUAAUGCUUUGAAAGCAGCCGAAUUGAUCGGAGAAAUAAGCCAAGAGAACGAGACAAACAAGGCGGCAAUAUCGGAGCUCAAUGGCCAGAUCGAGGACAUCAUGGACAGAUACAAGAUUCUACAAGAUUCUAUUGAUAAUUCACCGAAGCCAACAGCUGAACUUGACAGCGAAGCCUUGAACACAUUGAAAGAUACGAUUAAAGCUCUCAAGGACGAACAAGAGCACCACCACGAUCAGCUGAAUAAACUCAGUGAUAACGCAACCCAGAAUGAUCUGCACUUGAAGACCCUGUACUCUGGAGUUGAUGAUCUGAGAGAGAUGAAGGCUGACAAAGACUUUGUCGUCCUGGAGAUGGAAGACAAAGCAGACAAACGGGUAGUAGACCACAAGGCAAACAGAGUGUUUGUAGAUAAUCACUUUGAGAAGCUGAACUCUGGUCUAGAGAGUGCCUUACAGCGUUGCGAGGGCCAGGAGGCUGCCCUCAAACAUGCCAUCACCCAGAUUUCUAACGAUGUUGAGGGUAAACUUGACAGAAUGGAGUUACAGAAUGUCAAGGACUUCCUGGAGAACAGGCUGAAUAAGUUGAAGGCACCUGGUCCGCCCCAACCUCCAACAAAUGAGGUUGAUAUGGAUGCAGCUGGUAUGAGGAGACGAUUGUUGAAGUUCCACUGUAUAUCAUGCGACAGACCAGUUGAAGUGAACUCAGGAAAUAUGUUACCAUCAACGUUACCUGUGUCAUAUGGCUUCCCAGGCAUGCGAAGUAAUAGACCUUACACUACAUAUGAGUUAGAACUCAUUCGACAGCACCAGCGCAAUCAGAACAUUCCGAGAUAUCCGUGGAGUGACCCGUACGACAUGCCUCAAACUAAUCGGAGCUGCGGAGGAAUGCACACCAUGACUUACGCUCAUAGACGUACCCGCAUUAGCGCUCUCAGUCAGUUUUUCAAAGACGAUGAACCGCCCCCAGUCCCAGUUCCACUAAGGGAGACUGAACUUCAGGGACAAGAUGGCCACAUAUACAGAGGAAGACUAGAAAGAAAAUUCCCUGUCCUACCCCGCGUUGGCCAAUCGGCGGAGAAACUGCCAAGAAUUAUGUCACCUCGGCGACGAACCGUUAUGUAGCUGGUAGGUAGGCGCGUAUGACGAAGGUACGGUAAUGGAGAGGGCCAUGGCCCGGCACACACGAGAGAGGCCUAGGACUGCUCCGCGACCCAGAUCGCAACGAGCCUGGUGACUCGGGAAACAUGAAACUGUGCAUGCUGGAUGGAAAGUAGAAACUUACCCAUGACUCUAUUGUUUAAUCUUCAACAAAACUUUAAUGAUGAUCAAAAAUAUGGACCUGAGUCUUCAAAAUGUUUUCUUUGGAUCGGUUUAUUGGGAUUAAAUCAGCCUCAUUACCCUACAUGGUAGGAUUUAUAAUUAGGUUUUAUGAUGAUAAAAAUCACAGUUUACAUAUGUUUAUUCGUAGUAUAAAAGAAUGUAUUUGCUACUGGCGUCUUAUCAGCUAGAUAUGGUGUUGUAAUUAAUGUAAAAAGUUAGCUAGGAUAUUUGAUAUUUUGACACAAUUUAUGUGCUGCCCUUACAUCGCGAUCGUUACACUCGGCAACAAGAAUAUAAAGGAGCACCUAACAUGUGUCAAGGAUAAGUGCUGCAUUUAUUUCGUUAUUUAUGAUAAUAGGUACAUAAUUAUAGGGGGUCUGUCAAUUAUUUCUUUUAUCAGAAAACUUAUGAUCUAAAACAAAUGUAGUAAUUUACGUAUUGUUAUUAAUAUUUUGCAGUUUUUAGUUGUAGUUUUGUAAUUAUAGGGCAUGGCUUGGGUUUAAAUGUUAAAACCCUUUAAAAUUUUUAUGUUUCUCGAAUAAUUUGAUGUUUUCAUCAGCAUA